Messenger RNA from Trichobilharzia szidati, 3640 nucleotides. Lineage: Eukaryota; Metazoa; Platyhelminthes; Trematoda; Strigeidida; Schistosomatidae. The record is from the annotation of a GenBank genome assembly.
GAUAACGCUCCGAGAUGGUGUUAUUUUACAUUUCUUUUCUGAUUAAAUUGUCCUUACCUUCAAGUCUUACAGGUUCUGUAGUUACACACACAGAAAAACUUCCGCAUUUCGCUCUACGUGGAUUUAUGUCUACAAAUGACAUUCUCUAUUUUCACUUUUCUGUACCACAUCACACAUUCAGUAGCAAGCUGUCUAUAUCCGCAAAUUUUCAUGAUUGCGUGCCCGAAGAUAUCAUCUUGUUAGUCCAAAAUUUCGUUUUCAUGACUCUAUCUCCUUUAGUACACUACGUGCUGGUUCUCUUCCUGUGGUUAGACCGUUUAAUGUUUCACUGCCAAACGGUGUUGUUAGCCCUGGUAACUCUUAUACAGUCAGUGUACCUGCUAGUAAACCUUUUAACCAAACGUUUGCUGCUGAUGACUGUGGCACAUACUCCUUCUUUUAUAUUAAGUCAACUAACUUACGAAAUGCAGCAAAUGCUGAAAUAGAUAUUAAAUCCCCAAAGUAUGGGUUGUGGUAUGUUGGAGUUUAUAUGACUAUAUCACUUCAGAAAGAAUGUAUAGCGUGGUUAUUACCUACUGUCAGACAUGAUAUUUCCAGUAUUGACGGAUAUAUAUCAUACAGUGAGAAUAUUCUAUCAAAACUCAACUACUCUACUACUUUUGAAAAACCAGUCGGUGAAAGCUCCACUAACUUUCCUAGUCAAUCAACACUCGAUUCACACGUCAGCAAAAGGCUGUUCCACAGGAAAAAACGACGCAAACCACUUUAUCGUUCAGCCAUUCAUUCAACAGCAGACCAACCAAAACAUGGUAGUUCCAUAGUACUUCCUAGCCCUUCAAAUGAACCAAUGAAUAGUGGCUCACAAGAUUCAGGGAAUAUAUUCAUAAUUUCACCAUUUGAUUUAGAGCUGUCUCCUAUGGAAAAUCGGUUGUACACACUCCCUGUUAUGGACGAAAUGACUAGUAUAGACUUUAUAUUAGAAGAAUGCAGGAUUGUUACACCGAUCGCCCCAUCACUUGGAAAUAUAUCGGAGUCUAAGAGGAGCAGCCCAAAUUUAAAAGAAGCAUCAGAAUCACCUUCAAACAAUGAUUUGCUCAGUGAAAUGAUAUCUGAUUCAUCUUUAUGUCCAGUCAUUGUUGAUGCUAGUGCUGGAGCCGUACCACUCAGUCUUUCUAAUCUAGAUCAACCUAAAGCAUUUGGAAUUUUGACUGAAAAUAAAUCUGACAGUAAAGAAGAUGCUUCUUUAAAUGCUGGUGGUCAACCUUCAAAUAUUUUUAAUCAAAUAUACCAAUCAGGUAUUCAAAGAACAUUCCGUUUACUGGGACUACGCGGUUCUCAAGUAGAGCAUUAUUUAUAUAUUCUUAACAGGGCUACUCAUGUCGCAGUGUAUGUUCGAUUAGCUGUGAUCCCAAAGUUUGGUUUUUCAGUAAUGAGAAAUUCCAGAAAUUUUCGUACUGAAGACUAUAUCCCUCUAACAAUUCAAUCAAAGUUGAAAAAAGAUUCACUACAAUUAUUAUUGUCAUUAUCAACUUCUGAUAAUAAAUCAAGUAAAGAGAAAUUAAAUUCAGGAAGAUUGAUGAAUGAAAGCAAUAAUAAUUUAAAUUAUCGUCAAUUUAUGAUAUCAUUGUUACCAUGGAUUAAUUCUAAUUGGCCAGAAUUAACACCAGAAUAUGGUGAAAAGAAGUGGAUUAAGAUUCAGUCUUCAAAUAAUAUUGUAAAUAGUAAUAAUAAUAACAAUAAUAGCAGUGAAAUAAUUCAUUCAAAUUUUGAUACAUUCAAUUCUGAGCAUCCAGGAUAUCAAAAUUUACCAUUAUGUUUCAUAUGGCCACAACCAUCACGGGUUCAAUUGCCGGUGAAAUUCACGUAUCAUUUUACUUAUCAGCCUGAUUUUGGUCGUUAUGCCAGUUUGUUACAUUUGAAACCAUGGCAUGUUGUAGCUAUACCUAUUACAUUGAAUGCAGUAACAGAUGUAUCCAGUGUCCUUGAAAUUGCUGUACAACUGAACGCACUCAACGUUUCUUGGCAAUACAAUGAAACAUACAGAGAACCUUUACCACGUCAAAUCAUACUGCAUGGAUGUUUUGCUCAGCAUCUGACAAAUACACCGAAAGGCUUCACAGAUCCGCGUCAGUGUCCCUUAUGGAUUCGUUUAGCUACAGACCAUGGAUUAGCAGUGUCUGUAGCACACGCUACAUCUUCAGCUGUUUUUCAAGCGUUCGCCUCUAGUCAGUCACCGCGUCGAAGUGAACGACCACCGAAUUUCGAUACAUCAUUUAGAGAAGAUGUAGACAGAAGCUUUUUUUACUUUCCUUAUCCAUCGCCUGGACUUUGGUACCUCAGCUUAUAUCCUGAGUGUUAUACAGCAUAUGAGGCUUUUUGUGGAUUCGAUCAGUCAGCGGUUAUUGAUGUCUCACUUAUUAUACGUUCAACUCCAUGUAUAAAUAAUCGUUGUCGACAAAUCGGUGAAGGUGCUUCUCUUGCACCAUCUCGUCUUCUGUAUCCAAAUAACUUUAAAGAAAAUAUUUCCACUGCUAGAGAUAUUAAUCAACGUUGGCGUCCACCAUGGUGGUCAAAUAGCGAUUAUAACAAUGACAAUAUUGACGCUUUACUUGAUAAAGACAAGAUAACCGCUUCCAGCUAUGACAGUCCAUUUAAACCAAUACCGAUUAGAAAACGAAUGCAUAAAAUACCAGGUGAAGGGAUAUGCAUAAAUCUUUUUCAACGAUCAAUUCAUGUAUCUACAUGUGCAUGUCCUAUUGGUUAUGCUGGUUUAGGCUGUAUGCCAUUACCGGUUCAAUAUUUUCAUACAUUUGGUCUUAAUCCACAAAGGCAAAUAUUAUCAUAUGAUGCUAUUCUAUUAUCUUUAUCAAAUUUUGGUUUUAUCCCAGCAAUUCUCUUAUCAGUUAUUCAUCGUUUAUGGAUACCAGCAUUAGUUUAUGGGUAUACUUUUCUAUUUUCUACAAUCAAUAUCUGUUACAAACUAAAAGCACUUUUCCCACCAAUUCAAUGGUGGAUAGUUGGAUUCAUUCCCGGUGUAUUGUUUGCAGGCAUUGGCGCUUCCAUGUUCUUCAAUGGACAAUCACCAAAGGAGUAUACAAAAUCGCAUAGUACAUGGCAUAUAUUAAUUGGUUUAUCAUUGGCUUGUUUUCUGCCUUGGUCAUUUCGUUGGCGUAUUGCAUUAAGCCCAAUUAUUGCUGUGCAUAUACCAUUAUCAUGUGGUACAUUAUCUGAAAAAUAUGAAUAUGAUUUGUCAAAUACAUCAAAUAGUAAUUCUUUAGUACCAGUCGAUGAAGCAGUACCUGAAGAAGCAGGAAUCAUUACUUCAAGUGGAUUACAACAAGAUAAUAGUAAUACUACCAAUAGUAAUAAUAAUAAUGCUAAUUUUCCUGGUGAAUAUAUAGUCUUACCAAAAAUUGCAUAUAAGUCAUCAAUUAUUCUAAGUAAAAUUUUUGAUUUAUCUAGUGUAAUAUCACAGUGUGCAUUAAGAACUUAUCAAAAAUUUACCUCCCGACUGGAUCAUCUACUUCAGUUGAAUUUUAUCCUUGAUCCUAUAUGUUCCCGCUGGCCGAAAUUAAAAUGGAUAUUACCAUACGGUUACAAGUCGGAGACCACAAUAUCUGUUAGUACUCAAGCCGACUGA